Molecule: messenger RNA, 2113 nt
Organism: Mustela lutreola (European mink)
Lineage: Eukaryota; Metazoa; Chordata; Mammalia; Carnivora; Mustelidae
Gene: FMO5
Product: flavin containing dimethylaniline monoxygenase 5
Exons: 9
Coding region: 181-1782 (533 amino acids)
Molecular function (GO): NADP binding; N,N-dimethylaniline monooxygenase activity; flavin adenine dinucleotide binding
Source: RefSeq, a predicted model, not a curated record
GGGCUUGGGCUGAAAGGAGGUGGAGAGGAAUAGCUCCUCCCCAUUGGCUGUUGCUGUUUGCACUUUGUUGCUUUAUACUUCUUCCACCACAGCCAGAAGAAGUGCGGAGCAGCCUCUGGAUGGCAGCUGAAGGAUCCGCCAGGUUACAUUGAUUUAGCCUGAUAAAGAUAUCUGGAGACCAUGACCAAGAAAAGAAUUGCUGUGAUUGGAGGAGGUGUGAGUGGACUCUCCUCUAUCAAAUGCUGCGUGGAAGAAGGCUUGGAGCCAGUCUGCUUUGAAAGGACUGAUGACAUUGGAGGGCUCUGGAGGUUCCAGGAAAAUCCCGAAGAAGGAAGGGCCAGUAUUUACAAAUCAGUGAUCAUCAACACAUCUAAGGAGAUGAUGUGCUUCAGUGACUAUCCCAUCCCAGAUCAUUAUCCUAACUUCAUGCACAACUCCCAAGUCCUCAAGUAUUUCAGGAUGUAUGCCAAAGAAUUUGAUCUUCUGAAGUAUAUUCGAUUUAAGACCACUGUGUGCAGUGUGAAGAAGCGGCCUGAUUUCUCCACUUCAGGCCAAUGGGAAGUAGUCACAGAAUCUGAAGGGAAAAAGGAGGUAAACGUCUUUGAUGGAGUCAUGGUUUGCACUGGCCAUCACACCAAUGCUCAUUUACCCUUGGAAAGCUUUCCUGGAAUUGAUAAAUUCAAAGGACAGUACUUCCACAGCCGAGACUAUAAGAAUCCAGAUAUUUUCACCGGAAAGAGAGUCAUUAUAAUUGGCAUUGGGAAUUCGGGAGGGGACCUGGCUGUGGAAAUUUGCCACACAGCCAAGCAGGUUUUCCUCAGUACCAGGAGAGGGGCUUGGAUUCUGAAUCGUGUAGGAGACUUUGGAUAUCCUUUUGAUGUGUUAUUCUCUUCUCGAUAUAAAUACUUUCUUUCGAAGAUUUGUGGUCGAUCAUUGGUAAACAGUGUUUUGGAGAAAAAGUUGAACCAAAGGUUUGACCACGAAAUGUUUGGCCUAAAGCCGAAACACAGACCUCUGAGUCAACAUCCAACAGUGAAUGAUGAUCUGCCAAAUCGUAUAAUCUCUGGCUUGGUAAAGGUGAAAGGAAAUGUGACGGAAUUCACAGAAACAGCUGCCAUAUUUGAAGAUGGCUCCAGGGAGGACAACAUUGAUGCUGUUAUCUUUGCCACAGGCUAUACUUUUGCCUUCCCUUUUCUUGAAGAUUCUGUCCAAGUAGUCAAAAACAAGAUAUCCCUAUAUAAAAAGGUCUUCCCUCCUAACCUGGAAAAGCCUACUCUUGCAAUCAUAGGCUUGAUCCAGCCCUUGGGUGCCAUUAUGCCCAUUUCAGAGAUGCAAGGACGCUGGGUCACUCAAGUAUUUAAAGGGCUAAAGACAUUGCCCUCACAAAGUGAAAUGAAUGCAGAAAUAGCUAGGGCUCAAGAGGAAAUUUCAAAAAGGUAUGUGGAGAGCCAACGUCAUACUAUUCAGGGAGACUAUGUAGAUACCAUGGAAGAGCUUGCUGAUCUGGUGGGCGUCCGGCCCAAUCUGCUAUCUCUGGCCUUCACGGACCCCAAAUUGGCAAUACAGCUAUUUUGGGGACCCUGCACUCCAAUCCACUAUCGUCUUCAAGGCCCUGGAAAAUGGGAUGGAGCUCGAAAAGCUAUUCUCACCACAGAAGAUCGUAUCAGGAAGCCAGUGAUGACUAGAGUAAUUGAAAGCAGAAAUUCCAUGACUUCCACAAUAACGAUGGCCAGGUUUAUGCUGGCUAUUGUUUUCUUUGCUAUAAUUAUGACCUACUUUUAGCUGUCCCAUUUGUCAUUGCCCUAGUUUUCUCUGGAAAACUGGAUCUACAGAUGCCUUAAGAAUCUGAUGCGAUUGAACAACGCUCAGCUUCACAUUGCCCAGGAAUCCCCUUUUAUUUCUUUUGCCAAAGCAUUAAUCCUCUGUCCACUUUUCCCUACAGUGAGAUUCUGGUUUUUCAUUCAUACUGAUUUCCCUCCUUUCAUGACCCGCCUCUUUUUCUUUUUAGUAUCCCCUGAACUAUGAGCUUAGGUAUUUUUUUAGUCAUCUUUGUUUGUCCAUGGCCGAUUUCUUGAUGUGUGGUAUGUGCUUAAUAAAUGUUUGUUGUCAUUUA